AUGCGGCGGCGCGCGUACCUAUGGGCGUUCGUCAUCGCCGCGUUCGCGUCAUGGUCUCUCAAGGGCAUGGCGAUGUCCGUGCGAUGGGACCCCGGCGUGUCCAAGCCCGUCCGCGACGCUUUCGCCGCGGCGGAGCGCUCGAUGGGGUUCGGCGGAGGGGGCGACGCGACGAUGGGCCAGCCGUACGGCUACCGGGGCCUUCCGGGGCUCGCGAAAGGGUGGAUCGCGGGGCGCCGGAACGAUCUCUCCGACGACCAGUGGCGCACCUUCCGCGAUAAACUCCCGCUGCUCGCGGCGGCGGCGGUGGCCACCUCCGCGCUGUCGCGCGCGAUGCGUCGAGUCGCGCGGGGCGCGAGGGACGCCGGCAAGAUCCUCAUCCCCUUCCACGUCGUCUACGGCGCCGCGUUCGCGUUCUUCCUGCACGGCUUCGGCGCGCUCUGGCCCGCCGGCCUCUGCUUGGCGCACUACGCCCUGUGUCGCGCCGCCGCGGGGUGGCCAAAAAUCGGCCCGAUCCUCGUGUGGGGCUUCGCCAUCGCGGCGCUGGCGCGAGUGCAAUUCGGCGCGCAUCAGUGGACGCUCGCGUCGCUCGCCGACGCCGCGUCGCCGAUGCUGUCGCGCGCCGCGCGCCAACGCAUCGCCGCGCUGGACGCCCCCCGCCACCGGGGGUUACUGCCGCGGUGGUGGAUCCACUACAACCUCCUCACGCUGCGCAUGAUCAGCUUCGGCAUGGACCUGCACUGGCGUCGGUUGGCGGGCGACGAUUUAAACGACGACGCGGAUCCGCCCGGCGAUCACGCGGCCCUGGUGUCGAGACCGCGCCGCGAGGUGAGGUACUCGCUGGGGGAGUACCUGGCGUACGUGACGUACCCGCCGCUGUACCUCGCGGGACCGACGUGCACGUUCAACGCGUUCGCGUCGCAGCUGCGGCGGCCUUUGGGUCUGGACAGAUGCGCGUCGCUUCGAGCCCGUUCGGUUGCGCGGUACGCGGUGGCGAAGUUCGCGGGGGUUUUGCUCAUCCUCGAGGUGUGGACGCACACCAUCUACGCGAACGCCAUGUGCAAGUCGAGGGUUUGGCAGUGGGGCGGCGGGGGGCGGGGGGAGUACGGCGCGUACGGGCCGUUCGAGGUUGGCGUGCUGUCCCUGAUGGUGCUCAACUUCAUGUGGCUGAAGUUCACCGUCGUCUGGAGGUUCUUCCGGCUGUGGGCGCUCGCGUCCGGGGUGGACGUCCCCGAGAACAUGCUCCGCUGCAUAAACAACAACGCCACCAUCCUCGGGUUUUGGAAGGGAUGGCACGCGUCUUACAACAGGUGGCUCGUGCGGUACAUCUACGUCCCGCUCGGCGGCGCGCGAUACAGGCUCCUGAACGUGUGGGCGGUGUUCGGCUUCGUCGGCGCUUGGCACGACAAGGUCGCGUGGCAUCUCAUCCACUGGGCGUGGAUAUUCGCGCUGUUCCUCGCGCCGGAGAUUGCCGUCCGCGCCGUCGGCGCCAAGUACUACCAAACCCCCGAGGCGCGUUCCAAGCUGACGUACAAGCUGGCCAGAGCCGCGUGCGGUGGCGCCAUGAUCCACGUCCUAAUCGCCGGGAACAUGGUUGGUUACGUGGUGGGCGCGGACGGGCUGUCGCAGCUGGGAAGGCUCUACGCGGACGACGUCGGGAGCGCGUUGCGGUUCUUCGCGAUGACCAUGGCCAUGAUGUCCGCGGCGGCGCACCUCGGGUUCGAGCAGCGAGCGAGGGAGGACGCGGCGAGAGAGGGCGCGGGUAAGGGGGCGGCGGACACAGCUGGCGGCGACACGGCUGGCGGCGGCGGCGACGCCGGGAGCGGCGGCGGCGAGCGCGACGCGGUCGGGGCCGGGGGAAGGAGGCGCGCGGCGGGCGGUCGCGGCGGCGCGGAGGAUGCGGCGGCCGUGGGGGACUCCAAGGCCGGUGAUGGCGGGCGACGUGGACGAUAG
Messenger RNA from Micromonas commoda, 1950 nucleotides. RefSeq names its product membrane bound o-acyl transferase. NCBI's taxonomy places the organism in Eukaryota, Viridiplantae, Chlorophyta, Mamiellophyceae, Mamiellales, Mamiellaceae. Gene Ontology annotation, cellular component: endoplasmic reticulum. The transcript has a single exon. The record is from RefSeq and is a predicted model, not a curated record. The coding region runs from base 1 to 1950 and encodes 649 amino acids. Gene Ontology annotation, molecular function: acyltransferase activity.